Molecule: messenger RNA, 1468 nt
Organism: Stegodyphus dumicola
Lineage: Eukaryota; Metazoa; Arthropoda; Arachnida; Araneae; Eresidae
Product: sodium/potassium/calcium exchanger 4-like
Biological process (GO): calcium ion transmembrane transport; intracellular calcium ion homeostasis
Cellular component (GO): plasma membrane
Molecular function (GO): calcium, potassium:sodium antiporter activity; calcium channel activity
Source: RefSeq, a predicted model, not a curated record
AAACAGAGAAAUGAGCGUAAAACGUCGCCGUCUUCUGGAUGAUAUGGACCGGAAAGACUUCACUUAUCAACCGAACGGCGGAAUUGAUAUCGAUGAAGCCACUCAUGAAUAUAAAGACUAUUUGGAUACUGUGCCGUCUAUGCGACCACCACUUCCAGUCACCCAGUCCACUCAAAUAAUACCAAUUUCGGAAGAAUCCAGUGAUAUAGAUGCAGAAAUUCCUAAGGAAUCUAUUCAAUUAAGCUCUACUGCCGAAUCAAAGAUCAAACCUCACCCAUCCGAGACACCAAUUCACAAACCAUCAUUGAAUGCUGAUACUCUGGAAGAGAAAAAUGAACACAAAUUACCCAUAAAUAAAGAAACAUCACAUGAUAAAAAUAAGCAGGCUGUGAAACCAACCGUUUCUGUCACAGAAAGUAAACAAUCGCAAGAAGUAAUACAUCAUAAAGAACAUAUCCCCGAAGAAGAGAUCGACAAUCAUCAUGUUGUGAUUGUUACAACAGCUAGACCGAGAAAGGGUUCUGGUAAUCCAAACUUGUGGCACAAAUUGGGAGGAAAGGUCCAGCUACCACAACGUCCAGCAUCGACGUCCACCCAAAAUUCAAACAUAAGUAUACCCACAGCUGUUCCAAUUGAAGAAGAUUGUACUACACCAGCAUAUCACGAAUUCCCUCCGGAUCUGUUUACUCACGAACAAAGAGCUCAUGGAGCUGUCAUCAUACAUAUUGCAGUCAUCGUGUACAUGUUCUAUGCUGUCGCCGUAGUCUGUGAUGACUAUUUUGUAGCAUCUCUAGAAGAAUGCUGUUCGAGGCUGAAUCUUAGUGAAGAUGUUGCAGGGGCAACUUUCAUGGCCGCAGGAAGCUCUGCACCUGAACUUUUCACUGCCAUUCUUGGUGUGUUGGUCGCCAAAGGAGACGUGGGAACAGGAACUAUUGUAGGAUCGGCAGUUUUUAAUGUGCUCUUUGUUAUUGGAGUGUGCGGCAUUUUUGCUGGAAGGGUAGUAGAAUUGACUUGGUGGCCACUAUUUCGAGAUUCCCUCUUCUAUUCAGUUACAGUCAUAAUUCUCAUUGGCAUCAUAUUCGACAGCGAAGUCACAUGGUACGAAUCUGUCAUCAUGAUGGUCAUCUACGGACUUUACAUUGUUCUCAUGAAGUUUAACAAUGAUGUACAUUUCUGGAUCUCAAGAAGACUUGGAAUAGAAGAUGAUAUGACUCAGAAUAUAGGAAUUCUGGCUCAAGGGGAUAAAAAAAACUACAGCUCUUAUGUUCCCUUCAACAACGAGAUCGACGAAUGUGCUUCUAUGCCAGUAACAGCUCAUUUCAGCAUUAGACCUCUUCCGGCAGACGAAAGCAUAAGGAACUCAAACAGACUCAUGUCUAUAUAUGAUGCAGCUCUAGUUAUCAUGAUGAAACAUCACUUCCGGCCUAAGACCCGUUUUCGAGCGGCUGCGGUUCGUAUAAUAAUAGAA